Molecule: messenger RNA, 2556 nt
Organism: Rana temporaria (common frog)
Lineage: Eukaryota; Metazoa; Chordata; Amphibia; Anura; Ranidae
Gene: STUB1
Product: STIP1 homology and U-box containing protein 1
Exons: 9
Coding region: 332-1315 (327 amino acids)
Biological process (GO): proteasome-mediated ubiquitin-dependent protein catabolic process; protein polyubiquitination; protein quality control for misfolded or incompletely synthesized proteins
Cellular component (GO): Z disc; cytoplasm
Molecular function (GO): ubiquitin protein ligase activity; protein-folding chaperone binding
Source: RefSeq, a predicted model, not a curated record
AGGGAGUUCUGUCACAGGACGGAGGAGAGACGUGCCGGAAGUUCCGGUUGGGACUAGCUGCUGGCUGUAUCAGAAGCUGUGCGGGCCGGAGCUUUGCCUGAGGAGGGGGAAAGAGGCUGCGUGUGUCCCGCUGUGGCCCUAUGGCUGGAGGCCGGGGGACUGUAUAGGACAGGGAGGGGGUUACCAUAGCAACGCUGGGCUCCUCUAUAACGCCUCCUAUAGGGCCCCAGACAGCACUGUGCAGACCCUGAGGGGUCCCUUGUGAGCUGUGAAAUUGGGGGUGGCACCAAGCAUCCCGAGGUUUGGAGGGGUGACCCCCGGAGGCCCCGCGAUGAAAGGGAAGGAGGACAGUGGUAGCGGUGGAGGACGCCCGUCGGGUGUCGGCGGGGGUCAAGGCGGCAUUGACGGAAGCCCGGAGAAAAGCGCCAGCGCCCAGGAGAUGAAGGAGCAGGGCAACCGGCUGUUUGUCGCUCGCAAGUAUCAGGAAGCUGUUUCCUGUUACAGCAAAGCCAUCGCUGCAGGAGGGACACGACUUACAAGGGCCCAAUCAGACCUGUCUGAGACCCGCAACCCCUCCAUCGCUGUGUACUACACCAACCGCGCUCUGUGCUACCUGAAGAUGCAGCAGCUGGACAAGGCCCUGGCAGACUGCAAGCAUGCUCUGGAGCUGGACUGCCAAUCUGUGAAAGCUCACUUCUUCCUGGGGCAGUGCCAGAUGGAAAUGGAGAACUACGAUGAGGCCAUCGCCAAUCUGCAGAGAGCUUAUAACCUGGCCAAGGAGCAAAGGCUGAACUUUGGGGACGACAUCCCGAGUGCUCUAAGGAUUGCCAAGAAGAAGCGCUGGAACAACAUAGAGGAGCGAAGGAUCAACCAGGAGAACGAGCUGCAUGCCUAUCUCACCAAACUCAUCCUGGCUGAGAAGGAAAGGGAACUUGAAGAAACAAAACGGAAACAGGAGGAGAAUGUGGAGGAGAACAGGAGCCGGGUUCAGCUGUCUUGUGUGGCCAACAAACAUGAUAAGUAUUUGGCAGAGAUGGAUGAGCUAUUUUCUCAAGUAGAUGAAAAGCGCAAGAAGCGGGACAUCCCGGAUUACCUGUGUGGGAAGAUCAGCUUUGAGCUGAUGAGAGAGCCGUGUAUAACACCCAGUGGGAUCACCUACGACAGAAAGGACAUAGAGGAGCACUUGCAGAGAGUCGGCCAUUUUGACCCUGUGACCCGGAGCCCCCUGACCCAAGACCAGCUGAUCCCAAACCUAGCCAUGAAAGAGGUUAUCGAUGCCUUCAUAUCAGAGAACGGUUGGGUGGAAGACUACUGAAAUGGCGGAUGAUCUCAUCGGUCUGAACCUACAAUGUUUCAGCUCCAGGCUGCUCCCCUUGUCCCCCCCCCCCCCCCCCUCAUCCCGCCGCGUUUCAUAACGUGCCUGUUCUGCCUCCAUGCCUUACUCAUCUCAUCCACGUGUCCAGUGUCUCCUGCUACAUCCAUCCGCUAGAAAACCAGACAGGCCAAAAGUUUCCCUGUACGAGAGCUGCUAUUUUGUCUUGUCCAUCUGUACUUCUGGCCGGUUCGCAGGUCCGGUCCCACUACAGCAGUAUGUAUAUCGCCCCCUUCUGGUCUACGCAGAUGGAAUGAUAGAUUUGCAGUUCCUAGAGCUGAAACAGAAGCUUUGACCUUUUUAGAGAUCUCUGAAGAAGUCUGUAGCAUUAUCAGACUUGCUAAAACCUACAGUGCUGCUUGAAGAGCAUGGAGACUUGAAGCGCAGUCAUAUGAAUAAAGCUGCCAUUGAGUUCACUGCAUUGUGCAGGAAAAGUCCCCAUAGGUAUGAUAGCAGAAAAAGGAUUGUCAAUCCCCCUUCGAAAUGUAGAAAUAUGACUGACUCCAUGCCCUAUUUUAUUUUAUUGACUCAUUUUCAGUGUUAUGUGGCUCUGUCAUGUAGUUUUCCGCGUGGAGUACCGGUUAGCGGUGGCGCCGCAGCCCUAUUUACAAUCCGAGGACUCCGCUGUAGGAAAAUGCACAGACCCCCAUUCUCACCGACCUCAUAUUAACCUUCAGUAACCGUUUAACUACCAGAUUCGGCACUGACGUGGUGCAAAGGACAACCAAAACGUUCUACUUCUGGCUUGUGUUUUGAUUGGUUAACCCCUUGUUGUGACAUCCAGCGUGGCCGACGAGUUGCAUGAUUUUACGCCAAUAUUUUUUUUUCGUCUAACCAUUUUCUAACAGCCUUUCACAUUGUGCGGAACCCUCCUGGAGAAAGGCCAAAAAUGGCUGAGGACAAGCUACCGUUACCAGCCGUAACUUCAACUACUAACCCCCUAUUGAGCCCCCUACUGAUAAUCGUGCUGAAUAGAGUGGGCAUCCCAAAGAAUUGGAUAUUAUUAUGUUUCCCCCCCCCGUUGAACUUUUUUGCUUUCUUUGUGUAUAUAGCCGAUGUAAAUAUAUUCUGGCGUCUCCUGUGCGUGUGUGGCCACUGACUGACUCUCGUAGAAGACACUUGACGGUGUGGCACCUCUUCUGUGAAUGCACAGUGCGUACAUUAAAAAAAGAGUUAAUGCCGUU